Messenger RNA from Cloeon dipterum, 1205 nucleotides. RefSeq names its product cysteinyl leukotriene receptor 1-like. Gene Ontology annotation, molecular function: G protein-coupled receptor activity. The transcript has 4 exons. Gene Ontology annotation, cellular component: plasma membrane. The record is from RefSeq and is a predicted model, not a curated record. Gene Ontology annotation, biological process: G protein-coupled receptor signaling pathway. NCBI's taxonomy places the organism in Eukaryota, Metazoa, Arthropoda, Insecta, Ephemeroptera, Baetidae. Bases 185 to 1117 code for a protein of 310 amino acids.
GUGUCAUAAAAAACCUAGCCAAGUGAAAUAAAUAAUCUGACUUGUAAACAAAAAAAUCACGAACUGCUGCUGCACAGGAAGCCAACGGCCACAAAAGAGAUAAGCGAAGUUAUCAGUUCCGUUAGCGCAGCUGCUUUUACUCUCUAACUCAUUCUGCCCACGGAGCUUUCUAAAACAGAGGACGAUGGAAACAGCCGAAUUAAGCGAUUUCCAGAUCACCGGCAUUAGUAUUUUCUCCGUGCUGUCAGUUGCGACCGCUGCGAGCAACCUGCUGACGAUCAUUGCCGUUUUUCGGUGUAAGAGAGAAUUCUGGUCCACGGCGUUCGUGUUCAUCUUCGUCCAAGCGGUCGCAGAUAUACUGAUCUCAUGCACUGUUCCAAUUUUAAUCUACUUGACCGUGGACUACAGUAGCUUGAGAUCUGAACAAGAAUGGAACUUUGGAAAAUUAGUCAAAAACAGCAAUCGAAUAUGCAAAAUGAUAUUCAUACCGAUUAUUUGGCACUUUUUCUUUUCCUGGACCAACAUAGUUCUACUCACUUUUGACAGGUUGGUGGCUGCAGGGUACCCUGAAGCCCACGAAAAGAGCAUAACGAAAAGAUGGGUGGGCAUUGCUUGUACUUUUGGACUAUUUAUCUCGAUGAUCUGCACGCGAUUCGUAAUCCAAACAAUGGACACUCCUUGCAAGCACAACCAAUGCUAUACACCUGAUACAAUGUUGGCAAGAACAUUUUCUCCUGCGACUUUCAAAAUCGCUGUAUUACCCUGUUACUUUGUUAUUAUUGUCCUUUUUAUUGUUGUCCUUACUGAAAUUCCGACCUAUAGACGAGAUCAUAGCUGGACAAAAGUCAAAACAUUAAAGAUGUUGGCGAUUUUGCUCCUCCUGUUCAUCAUCGGUUGGCUUCCUUUCUUGACAGUUAUGUUAGCUUACUUGAGCAACCUGAUGCCCCAUGAAUAUAUAAUGAAGGCAUUUCUGUGUUCGUUUAUCAGCAUUGGAUUUAAGUGCCUCACGACACCUUCAGCAUACCUAAUUGGCCUCCAUAAUUUUAAGGUGGCUUUAAAACAAGUUUAUUCUUGUAAGAAGACGCGUCACGUGCAUUACGCUAACGUUUUGUUGUGAUAAUCUAUUUUCUGACUCGCUCAUUUGGACCAACAGUGAUUUGAAAUAAAAAAAUUAACAAUAUUUAUCGAUUAUAACGUUAUUAAAA